AUGAAGUUUUUAAAUGGAAAGGUGUUUAGGGCUGCCUUGAGGGAAUAUGCAGUGAAAAAGUUUGUGGACAUUAAGUUCAAGCUUAAUGAAAAGACCAAAAUUUUUGUCCACUGCAAGUAUGAAUGUGGUUGGAGGGUAUAUGCAUCACAGAUUUCAGGGGAGUUAACCUUUCAGAUAAAGACCAUGGUUCCAACUUUUUCUGGUGUAAAGCAUCGAGUUAUGCAGGAUGUGUCUGUGGACUUGAGCAUAAAUCAAGUGUACAGAGCUAAAAGGAAAACUAGAGAGUUCAUACUAGGUGAUGAGAGGUUGCAGUAUGGGAAGCUUAGGGACUAUGCAGGGAUGAUAAGAGUAACUGAUGUGGGGAGCAAGGUGAUUUUGCAAACAGAGAUUACUAAGCCUAACACACAACCUAAGUUCAAGAGGAUAUAUGUGAGAUACAAUGCACAGAAAGUUGGAUUCUUGGUAGGGUGUAGGCCACUUGUAGGAUUAGAUGGUUGCCACUUGAAGGGCAAGUUUGGUGGACAUAUAUUAUCAACAACUGCAAGGGAUGAGAAUGACAAUAUUUUCCCUGUUGCAUUAGAUGAUAUUGGAAGGCCAGAUGAGCUGAAUAUGGUAUUCAUUUCAGAUAGGCAGAGGGCAGAUGAAUUGAAGGCUGCAUUAUGGAGCUAUGUUGCAGCAACAACAGUUAAGGAGUUUGAGAAGAGAAUGCAAGAUAUGAAGGAAUUGGACAAAGAAGCAUGGGAGUAUUAA
This is a messenger RNA of Quercus robur (English oak), 750 nucleotides long. RefSeq lists its product as uncharacterized. Bases 1 to 750 code for a protein of 249 amino acids. NCBI's taxonomy places the organism in Eukaryota, Viridiplantae, Streptophyta, Magnoliopsida, Fagales, Fagaceae. The record is from RefSeq and is a predicted model, not a curated record. The transcript has 5 exons.